CUGUGCGAGGAACCCUAACGAUGCAGGGUCCCUAGAGUAGCCGCCAUCUUCACCAGAAUUAUUUGGAUCAAUGAGAUUGGUCUUCACUUUUGUUGGAGGUCUCGAAGUUCUCGCGAGAAAUAAUUUCCAACCUCCAAAGUUACCCUCGUGUUUUCUUUCAAUAGUUAUAAUGGAAAAAAUGGAGAAGGCACUCAUGGACGACCUCAUAAUAACAGAACAUGCUCAAAGCUCGAGGAGGAAGUUUUCCAUUUACCUGCAAAUAAACAUGCAGGAUCCAUUUCGUAUUGAUGGGUUAAGCUUGAAUCUCUAUCUACGUCUGUCGAGGGAGAAUGGAUUUGUUACAACAUUUGUGCAUAAUCUGAUCGACAGCGGGCGUGCGCACAACCAAGAUGACAACAUCGAAUUGUUCUAUCGAUCAGCGGACGGAAUUUUUUACGAACCUGUGGAGUUGAAUUGAUGUGAACUGGAGAAGAAAAACCAUAAUUAAAAUGAUCUCAUUAUCUCAUUUAUCUCUAUGAAUCUCUACCUAUAAUAAAUGAAUACCAUAAAUAAAUGAAAAUUUUCUAUCGUA
Diachasma alloeum is the source of this 571-nucleotide messenger RNA. RefSeq lists its product as uncharacterized. NCBI's taxonomy places the organism in Eukaryota, Metazoa, Arthropoda, Insecta, Hymenoptera, Braconidae. The record is from RefSeq and is a predicted model, not a curated record. The coding region runs from base 71 to 457 and encodes 128 amino acids. The transcript is spliced from 4 exons.